UUAUAUUUUUUAUUUACAAAUAUUUCAGAUGUUUUAAACAAAAAUAAAGAUGAAGAGCCAACUGUGAAAGAAGAAAUCGAGGAAGACAUAGACCCACCAGGUGUAAUAGUAACAAGAGUCAAAAGUGAAAUUGACCAAGAUCCUAUAGGUAGAGAAACCUUUGAACUUGUUGGUAGGUUAGAUAAACAAAGAGGGAUCUUCUUAUGGGAAAUACCACCUGAAUCUUUGACCCAGGAACAGAAAAUGUUCAGAGGGCACACUAAUGUUCGUAGGAGACCGAACUCCGAAGAAAAGUGUCAUAAAUGUGAAGAAUGUGGAAAGGGUUUUGUCCGCAAGGCCCAUUUCAUUCAGCAUCAAAGGGUCCAUACUGGUGAGAAACCAUUUCAGUGCACUGAGUGUGGGAAAAGCUUUAGUCGAAGUUCAUUUGUUAUUGAGCAUCAGAGAAUUCAUACUGGGGAACGGCCCUACGAGUGUAACUUCUGUGGGAAAACCUUCAGUGUGAGCUCGACUCUUAUUAGACAUCAGAGAAUCCACACUGGAGAAAGGCCUUACCAGUGUAAUCAGUGUAAACAGAGCUUUAGCCAGAGAAGGAGCCUUGUUAAACAUCAAAGGAUUCACACAGGUGAGAAACCCCAUAAAUGUAGUGACUGUGGAAAAGCCUUCAGUUGGAAGUCGCACCUUAUUGAGCAUCAGAGAACGCACACUGGGGAGAAACCCUACCACUGUACCAAAUGCAAGAAAAGUUUUAGUCGAAACUCAUUGCUUGUUGAACACCAGAGAAUUCAUACUGGAGAAAGACCUCAUAAAUGUGGUGAAUGUGGGAAAGCUUUUAGAUUAAGUACAUACCUUAUACAACACCAAAAAAUACACACUGGUGAGAAGCCUUUUCUUUGUAUUGAAUGUGGAAAAAGUUUUAGUCGAAGCUCAUUCCUUAUUGAACAUCAGAGGAUUCACACUGGUGAACGUCCUUAUCAGUGCAAAGAGUGCGGAAAAAGUUUCAGCCAGCUUUGCAACCUUACUCGUCAUCAGAGAAUUCACACAGGAGACAAACCCCACAAAUGUAAGGAGUGUGGAAAAGCCUUCAGCAGAAGCUCGGGACUCAUUCAGCAUCAGAGAAUACAUAUCAGGGAAAAGACGUCUCCAUACAAUGAAACUAAGGAAAGUUUUGAUCCUAACUGCAGUCUUCUUAUACAGCAGGAAGUCUACCCUAAGGAAAAAUCUUACAAAUGUGAUGAGUGUGGGAAAACUUUUAGUGUUAGUGCGCAUCUGGUACAGCAUCAAAGGAUCCACACUGGUGAAAAACCCUACCUGUGUACUGUCUGUGGGAAAAGCUUUAGUCGGAGCUCAUUUCUUAUUGAACAUCAGAGAAUCCACACUGGUGAAAGACCUUAUUUGUGCAGACAGUGUGGCAAAAGCUUUAGUCAACUUUGUAAUCUUAUUCGACAUCAGGGUGUUCACACUGGUAAUAAACCCCAUAAAUGUGAGGAAUGUGGUAAAGCCUUUAGCAGGAACUCGGGUCUUAUUCAACACCAGAGAAUACACACAGGAGAGAAACCUUACAGGUGUGAAAAAUGUGACAAAAGUUUUAGUCAACAACGCAGCCUUGUCAACCAUCAGAAGAUCCAUACAGAGGUGAAAACCCGAGAAAUUUAUGAAUGUGAUGCUUGUGGUGAAGCCUUUAAUUGUCAGAUUUCUCUAAUUCAGCAUCAAAAAUUGCAUAUUAUGUGGAUGCAGUAAAAUGAGAGACAUUUGUAUGCCCAAAUUUGAGACUAGCUACCGAAGUGCAGUUUUAGCAUGGCCCCAAUGUGGGUCAAAUUUAGUGAUAAAGCAAUUUCUCCUUGGCCUCAUGCAAAUAGUUUCUAAAGAUCCUAUGAAUAGUAGACAGUGCCUGUGGGGAACUGACUUGCAAUUACUCUUGGGUUUUGGAGCCAUAGAGAUUUGUUGGUCGAUCUAAUCCCAACCUUUUAGUAGAAUUGAUUGGGCAAAGCAUAAGAGAAAUGUUCUGAAGGAUAAAAUGAAAUUAAUGCAAGGGAACUAGGAACAACUGAUGGAGAGCUGGAAAUAGUUCAAAAAGUCUUCGGUUGCCAUCUCUUAUAGUUGCCCUUCAGUUCCAUGAUGUUUGGCAAUCCAUGUCAAACCCAGUGAUUAAGCAAAUGUAAUUUGUGCAAGUCCAGAUAUGUUCAAAGUCACCAUACACUGUUUAUCACUGUCUAAGGAAAGUUGUUGAAAAUUGUUUGUGAAAGGUGGGAGCUCCCCUGCUUCCCAGGUUGAUAAAAUGAGUGAAUCAAGUUGUAAAGGUAUUUGUAGGUAAUUAAAACUAAUAAUGGUGUUACCAAGGAAUCUUUAGGAGUCUCCCCCCAGCCCCCAAAAUGGGCCUCAAAAGAUAGAAAAUUACUGAUUUAUUUUGUGCUGUCCCAUCUGUGAAACCUGUUUGUAAUACUAUAUCAAUAUAAAUUUAUUCCUGCAUAAUCAGGAACAUGUGAAAGUGUACAUAUUUUGAUUACCAAGAAUUGGAAAUAAAAAAAGACCUAAAGUAUAUGCUAGAAAGUUGAGAUAUUUUGGUAUUUUUUAGGUUUUAUGGUAUAUUUGUGUGCAAGUUUUAAGUCUUCAUUUCUUGAUUCUAGGUUCUUUAGUUACUACUUAUAUACCUAUUAAUUUAUAUAUCUUAAUCAUUAAAACCUAUUUGGGUUUUGCUUUGUGUUAUUUGUUGCUUUAGGGUAAUAUCAGUCCUUAUAGACUACUGUGUUUUGAAAUCAGAAUCAAAGGUUUGAAGGGAA
This is a messenger RNA of Peromyscus leucopus (white-footed mouse), 2777 nucleotides long. It is a transcript of the gene Znf189, whose product is annotated as zinc finger protein 189. The annotation marks the transcript as partial. Gene Ontology annotation, molecular function: DNA-binding transcription factor activity; RNA polymerase II cis-regulatory region sequence-specific DNA binding. The transcript has a single exon. NCBI's taxonomy places the organism in Eukaryota, Metazoa, Chordata, Mammalia, Rodentia, Cricetidae. The record is from RefSeq and is a predicted model, not a curated record. Gene Ontology annotation, biological process: regulation of transcription by RNA polymerase II.